AUAGUUCAGUUAAACUAGGUCAAUGUCAGAGGACAUUAACACUGAUAAUUUUGUAGAGAAUACAUACCAAUAUUAGUUUAUAUGUAUUUAACAAAUCAUUUAAAAAACUGUAAUUACAAAAUAAACUGUUUUUGUAAUGUUCGGCGGUUUGUCCAGUUGACGUCAAACAAAUAUGGAACACACUGACAGGUUUUUGAUGGGUUUGCCUCUAACAAUAAAAAAGAUAUGGCCGUUUUAAGAACCUCCCAUAAGUAUAGUGUAUUAGAAAGAAACUCGGGAGAGAUUAGUUGGUUGCUAGGCCACCAAGAUAAUACCCUGCAUAAAAGAGGCAUAUAUCAACCCACAUAAAUUUCUAAAAUAUAUUGACCAAGUUACUCCAGAAACUGAGAAGUUGGUCAUUAGGACAGCUCGCAAAGUCCCAAAAUUGGGUGUGAUGUUGGUGGGAUGGGGUGGCAACAACGGAUCGACCUUUACCGCUGGUCUCAUUGCCAAUCGUUUAGGGUUGUCUUGGCCUACCAGAAAGGGAGUUCAAAGAGCCAACUGGUUCGGGUCGCUUUCGCAGGCUGCGACAGUGCGAUUAGCAGAUAACAUUUAUGUCCCCUUCUCUCAGUUGUUGCCAACUGUUCAUCCUGAUGAUAUAGUGGUGGAUGGGUGGGACAUAAGCUCUCUCAAUUUAGCAGAAGCUAUGGAGAGAGCACAGGUGUUAGAGCCAGCUCUCCAGCAGCAACUGAAGCCACUAAUGCAGGGGUUGAAACCAAGACCAUCAAUUUAUUUAUCAGAAUUCAUUGCUGCCAAUCAGAAAUCUCGGGCAGAUAAUGUAAUUAGUGGCACAAAGGAAGAACAAUUAGAGCAGAUCAUGAACGAUAUUGCUCAAUUUAAAAACUCGACCAACGUAGACAAAGUCAUAGUAUUGUGGACUGCAAAUACAGAAUGUUUCAGCAAUGUUAUAGAAGGUGUAAAUGACACAGCUGUAAACAUAAAGGCAGCUAUUGCCAAAGGCCACCCAGAAAUUUCACCGUCAGUAUUAUUUGCGUAUGCGUCCAUCGCGAUGGGUUGUACCUACAUCAACGGGUCUCCUCAGAAUACCUUCGUGCCAGGAAUAAUAGAGUUUGCUGAAAAACGAGGUGUGUUCAUUGCUGGAGAUGACUUUAAAUCCGGACAGACCAAGAUUAAAAGCGUUCUCGUGGACUUUUUGGUUGGAGCUGGCAUCAAACCUGUCAGUAUCGUAAGCUAUAACCAUCUGGGAAAUAAUGAUGGUAAAAAUUUGUCAUCACCCAAACAGUUUAGAUCCAAAGAGAUUUCUAAGAGUAAUGUUGUUGAUGAUAUGGUAGAGUCAAACGAUAUUUUGUUUUCUCCAGGAGAAAAACCAGACCAUGUUGUGGUGAUUAAAUAUGUUCCAUACGUAGGCGAUUCAAAAAGAGCUUUAGACGAAUACACUUCGGAGAUAAUGAUGGGGGGUUCAAAUACCAUUGUGAUACACAACACCUGUGAAGAUUCUCUUUUAGCCACGCCGAUAAUCUUAGACUUGGUUAUUUUCGCCGAGUUAUUCUCGAGGAUAACCAUCAAACGAGAAAAUUGGUCGGACGAUGACUACACUGGUUUCCAUCCCGUGUUGUCUCUGUUAAGUUAUCUCUGCAAAGCACCCCUGGUGCCUCCUGGAACUCCUGUAGUCAACGCUUUGAGUAAACAGAGGAGUUGUAUCGAGAAUGUGAUGAAGGCAUGCAUUGGAUUACCACCAGAAGAUAAUUUGACUUUGGAGUACAAGGUUCCAUUUUUGAUGAAGGAAGUUAUAUAUCACGAACCAGACAUAAAGAAAAUGAAAAAGGUUGAAAAUGGUUUUAAUUAGUUAUUUACUGAUAAGUAUUUAAAUGACAAAGUACCACCUACUCGUACACCAUGUUUUUUUCAAUAAAUGUGAUGAAAAAAUAUACCUUAAUGAAGCCUAGUAUAUCAGUAUAAUAAUAGGUUGAACAGUGGUUCAACAUAUCUCGUAAGUUUUAUGUGUCGUAAAAUUCUAAAACAGUGUUUUUCAUUGCCGUAUUUUGAUCAUUUCGCGAAUAAGUUAAAUCAAGUUGAUUUAUUUAUACAAUUUUUUAUUUAUAUGAUAAAACUGUUAAUAAUAGUUUUUUAUAAGUAGUGGAAAUUCAAAGUUACACACUAUGUAUAUACGAGUAUAGAGACCAUAAGACGAGGUUUACAAUGUACAAAAAAAUUUAUAAAUUUUCUACCUACAAAAGUUGUGUUUUUCCAACGAUUUCAUUUCUGCUAGAGUUUACAGUGUGUCAAAAAAUUAUGUCCUGAAGGAGAACAACGUUAUCAUUUGCAAAUACGUGAGAAAAUAUCAUUCAUAAUAAAAAUUCCUGCUUGUCUUCAAACUCUUAAAAUGUUACUACUUUGUUGAUUUUAUAUACAUGGUGUAAAAUUUUUUCGUAAAUUUAAAAGUGGCCACCAGCAAAAUCCAGUAAAAAUUCAUGAUCUCCUAGAAAUCCCAAUCUGAGUGAUAUAAAGUAUAGUAAUUAUUUUUUUAAAAGACAGAGUUAAAAUUUCAUAUGUAUUUUGUAUUUACAAUCUCCUAGAAAUUACUAAGAAUAUCUUUUAGUGACACUUUUACAUAUUUCAAAAGAUUGAAACCACUGCUUGAGGCCAUUUUUAUUAUCCAUUUUUAUUAUUACUUUUUAAAUUGAAUUCCCUGUAUAUAAAAUCAAAAAAUUAGUAACAUUUUUAAGAGUGAAGACAAGAAAGCAGUUUUAUAAAUAAUGACAUUUUUUCGUGUUUAGAAAUUAUUUUUUUUUACACUGAUUUAAUAAUGUCAUAUACAGUGUGUUAUAUGAGACAUUUUCAAAUCGGUGUAAAAAAAAAUAUCUUAUCUGCCAAUCAUUCGAUUUUUUUAAAAUUACAAUAGAAAAUAUUAAAACAAAUUUCAACUAAGCUAUUUUAAAAAGCUUUGUACCAUUUGGAAGGAACUAACAAUAAUAUUUUUACGAGUCAGUUUUUGUGCAUCUUUAUUUUAAUCUAAAUUCAAACUGACUGUGAAUCUUAAGCAAUAAAUGUAUCAGGCUUGGUAUUGGGAUGAAUAUGAAUUAUUCAGUAUCCAUCUGUUUUAAUAUAAUUUUGAUGCUUAACUUUAGACAGAAAAGUAUGUGAUACGACUUACCUGAGGCAAAUGCUAAAGCUGUGCUUUUCUUUCUUUUUAUAAGUUUUGUUAGUCUUUUUUUACGUAUUUCAUUUGUUCCUUUCUCGAAUGUUCACCUUAGAAUGUAAGUCACUGAAAAAUUGUGAUAGUAGAAAUGGGCAAAACUUUGAAUUUUCAGAAUAUCACGUGGUAGUUUGUUAUCGUUGUAGCUUUUUAAAUCGGUUACUUAAAUAGGAAAUAGGAGUACCAUCUAUUUCUAGAUUCUUGUAGUAAAUAGUAAAAUAUGUAUUAUAAAAUGUUUUAAUUUGAAUAGGUAUAUAAUUUACGAAAUUUGU
Molecule: messenger RNA, 3468 nt
Organism: Anoplophora glabripennis (Asian longhorned beetle)
Lineage: Eukaryota; Metazoa; Arthropoda; Insecta; Coleoptera; Cerambycidae
Product: inositol-3-phosphate synthase 1-A
Exons: 8
Coding region: 434-1846 (470 amino acids)
Biological process (GO): inositol biosynthetic process; phospholipid biosynthetic process
Cellular component (GO): cytoplasm
Molecular function (GO): inositol-3-phosphate synthase activity
Source: RefSeq, a predicted model, not a curated record